This is a messenger RNA of Aethalodelphis obliquidens (Pacific white-sided dolphin), 4324 nucleotides long. RefSeq names its product pumilio RNA binding family member 3 (gene PUM3). The record is from RefSeq and is a predicted model, not a curated record. Gene Ontology annotation, biological process: regulation of translation. Gene Ontology annotation, molecular function: mRNA binding. Lineage: Eukaryota; Metazoa; Chordata; Mammalia; Artiodactyla; Delphinidae. Gene Ontology annotation, cellular component: nucleolus. The transcript has 20 exons. The coding region runs from base 416 to 2377 and encodes 653 amino acids.
GCUGGCUUUCAUCAAUUACUACACCCUCCCUCUUCAUUCUCACCUCUGGAGGGAGAAGAAAGGCAAGGAAAACCAAAGGACAAACGACUCAGCGUUAUUUCUGGGACUGAAUGAACCUAAUGGCUCCCUACAAAGUGGAAAAGUCCCAUCACCUCCUGUUUCCGUGAGGGUGCUUUUGGAUGAGAUAGCAUUAAAUUGGUUGACUUUGAGGAAAGCAGAUUGCCUCUGUCAGGUGGGUGGGCCUUAUCCAAUCAGUUGAAAUCCUGAAUAGAACAAAAGACUGACCUCCUGGAAGCAAGAGGGAGUUCUGCCAGCAGACGGCCUUUGGACUUGAACUGCAGUGUCAGCUCUUCCCUGGGUCUUCAUCUUGAUUGCCUUUCGACUUGAACUACAGAUUUCGGACUUGCCAGCCUCCAUGAUCACAGUUGCUAUAAUGGAAGUCAAAGGGAAAAAAAAAAUCACAGGAAAAGGUACAAAGCCAUCACAAGAAAAAAACAGAUUUCAUAAAAACAGUGAUUUUGGUUCUUCAAAGACUUUCCCAAAAAAAGUUGUUAAGGAAGGUGGACCUAAAAUCACAACUAAGAACUUUGAGAAAACUGCCACAAAACCUGGGAAAAAAGGCGUGAAGCAGUUCAAGAAUAAGCAGCAAGGGGAUAAAAUACCAAAGAACAAAUUCCAGCAGGCAGAUAAAUUCAACAGGAAGAGAAAAUUCCAGCCAGACAGUAAAAAUGAUGACCCAGCAGUCAAGAAACCCAAAUGGGAUGAGUUCAAAAAAAAGAAAAAAGAACUGAAGCAGAGCAGGCAACUCAGUGAUAAAACCAACUACGACAUUGUUGUUCGGGCAAAGCAGAUCUGGGAGAUCUUAAGAAGAAAAGAUUGUGACAAAGAAAAAAGAGUGAAGUUGAUGAAUGAUUUGCAGAAGUUGAUUCAAGGGAAAAUUAAAACUAUUGCGUUUGCACAUGAUUCAACUCGUGUGAUCCAGUGUUACAUUCAGUAUGGCAACGAAGAGCAGAGGAAACAGGCUUUUGAAGAACUGCGAGGUGAUUUGGUUGAAUUAAGUAAAGCUAAGUAUUCCAGAAAUAUUGUUAAGAAGUUUCUCAUGUAUGGGAGUAAAGCACAGAUUGCAGAGAUAAUGAGAAGCUUUAAAGGUCACGUGAGGAAGAUGCUGCGGCAUGCGGAAGCGUCCGCCAUCGUGGAGUACGCCUACAAUGAUAAAGCCAUCUUGGAGCAGAGGAACAUGCUGACAGAAGAGCUCUAUGGGAACACAUUUCAGCUUUACAAGUCAGCAGAUCACCCAACUCUGGACAAAGUAUUAGAGGUACAACCAGAAAAACUAGAGCUUAUCAUGGAUGAAAUGAAACAGAUUCUAACUCCAAUGGCCCAGAAAGAAGCUGUGAUUAAGCACUCACUGGUACAUAAAGUAUUCUUGGACUUUUUUACCUAUGCACCCCCAAAGCUGAGAUCAGAAGUGAUUGAAGCCAUCCGAGAAGCAGUGGUAUACCUGGCGCACACACACGAUGGUGCCAGGGUGGCCAUGCACUGCCUGUGGCACGGCACGCCCAAGGACAGGAAAGUGAUUGUGAAAACAAUGAAGACUUAUGUUGAAAAGGUGGCUAAUGGCCAAUACUCCCACUUGGUUUUAUUGGCGGCGUUUGACUGUAUUGAUGAUACUAAGCUUGUGAAGCAGAUAAUCAUAUCAGAAAUUAUUAAUUCCUUGCCUAACAUAGUAAAUGACAAAUAUGGAAGGAAGGUCCUGUUGUAUUUACUAAGCCCCAGAGAUCCUGCACACACGGUAAGAGAGAUCAUUGAAGUUCUGCAGAAAGGAGACGGUAACGCACACAGUAAGAAAGAUACAGAGAUCCGCCGACGAGAACUCUUAGAAUCCAUUUCUCCAGCUUUGCUAAGCUACCUGCAAGGACACGCCCAAGAGGUGGUGCUGGAUAAGUCUGCGUGUGUGCUUGUGGCUGACAUCCUGGGAGCUGCCAUUGGAGAUGUGCAGCCCGCCAUGAAUGCCGUCGCCAGUUUGGCAGCGGCAGAGCUGCAUCCUGGUGGCAAGGACGGAGAGCUUCACGUUGCAGAACAUCCUGCAGGACAUCUAGUUCUGAAGUGGUUAAUAGAGCAAGAUAGAAAGAUGAAAGAAAGUGGACGAGAAGGUUGUUUUGCAAAAACACUCGUAGAGCUUGUUGGUAUGAAGAACCUGAAGUCCUGGGCUAGUGUCAAUCGAGGAGCCAUUAUUCUUUCCAGCCUUCUCCAGAGCUCUGAUCAAGAUGUUGCAAAUAAAGUCAAAGCUGGAUUGAAAAGCCUUAUUCCCACAUUGGAAAAAAGCAAAAACACCAGCAAAGGAAUAGAAAUGCUACUUGAAAAACUGACUGCCUAGAGUUUGCAAACAGACACUGAUUGCUGUGGGCAUGUUUGUACCCAAAACAGUGACUUGGAAGAUAGUGCCGAUGUUUCCACUUGCAUCCCUGUGAAGGAGUGGUGUUUGGAAUCUUUCAUCAAAAUGAUUUCUAAUGUUUAAACAUGGCCUCAUGCCCAUUGCUGAAUGUAAGUGGACGAAGAGAGCUCCAAAAACAUGGUAAUGAGAAAUUUUGGUCCAUGCUGUCUUGUUUUUAGGGGAAUUAAUUCUAUCUUGGGGAAAAUGAUUAGUUCUUCGUUGUGCCGAUAUGUGAUAGCACUUAAGUGGAAGGUGAUAGAAAUCUGGUAAGGUUAUGAGAAUCAUCUGACUGUGCUCUUGAUGACUAUAAUUAAGCAUAAUGAAUAAUUUAGGUAUUUUAAAUGACUUCCAGAUGCUUGAAAACAGACUUUGCUUUUAGAUAGAAAUCCUCUUGCAUUUAAAACUCAUGUUCUUAUUGAUAAACCUGCCAGUGAACACAUUGACUUGCUGCUGUUACAUUCCACAGUAGACAGUGAUAGAAAGAAUGAACAUGAUUUUUAAAGACCUGUGUAACAGCAAGGAAGUGCUUUUGAGGAAAUGGACAAGUCUUGGGUGUUAUUUUUCUUGCCCAAUCAACUAUUCUGCCCCAUCUGUAUUGCUUAAUACUUAAAUCUAGCUCUAAACAUAGAUGUGUUGAAACCCGUUGCAUCUGCGUGUAAUGUAACCUGGUGGACGUGUGUUUUGGUCUGGCUGGCGCCUCUUUGGGGGCUCCCCUCGUCUCACGUUUCAGUCGUCCCGUUUGUGUAGGGUGAGCCCAUCAUGACCUGCCUUCAUCAGAUGCACGUGACCCAGGGCUCCCAAAUCACAGCACCAUUCACUUGGCCACGGUGUUUAGUUAAUGGGUAAAGUGCGCCUUUUAACAAAUAGCAUCAAAUCAGAAUCUGGCAUGGGACCAAAACAAGAGCAUUUAGAGCUCUGGGGCUUCACUGGAUCGCUGUGAGGUUUAACUCAACUUCAAUUGAGUUUACAUGUGAAAAGGACCUAGAACUGGGCCUGAAUACACAGGUUGGGGCUCAGUCCCAGGGCCAGGCUUUCUAAUGGCCAGGUAGAAUCAUGGGAGAUUUGGAGAUUGCUGGAAAGCUUUGUUGUCACAAAGCCGUGACUUGGAAGUCAGAGUUCCCAUUGUUGAGUUUUUUUGACAUCAAACAUUUCAGCAACCCUUGCCCCAAAAUGCAGUAUUACACUUGCACUUUUGAGUUUGUAUUGGCUAAGAAAUCACAUAGGAAGGUCCAUGAAUUCAUUACCACUUUUAAAUACAUAAUUUACAAUCAAUUUAAAGCAGCUGUGUACCUUUGAAAAGGCUUCACUCCAUUUGUAGCUAGGGGUUGGGGCAAGGUAGGGUCUGCAGGCCCCCUGCAGUCUCUUCUGCCCACAGGUUAGGAAGCAAGGGUGAAAGCACUUGAGCCCAAAUUGGCUGUUUUUUAAAUGCAAAUAACCCUGAUAGGAACAGCACCUUUAGCUGUAGCCCGUGGUUAACACCUUCCUUUAAAGUCUAUCAACUUUUCGGGUAGAAUGCUGAGAGCUAGGCAGCUUGGAGAGGGAGUUGUUUCCUUGGGAAGGAGCAAGGGGUAAUUUGAGGUCAUUCACCUGGGCCAAAAAGCCUAGGAACAGCAGAGAAGUCCAGGGUUUCAACUUGCUUAGUGGUCUUGUCAUGCAGAGAUGGGUGUGAGUCAGCACCGGGAGACACUGGGCCAACUCCAGGUGAUUGCUUUGUAGAGGAAGUUGCCUUGGAUUUGUUUGAGAAGCUUGGACCCAGCGUGGGUUCUGCCCCUUACUAGGCAGGUGAUUUUGGUCCUCAGUUUUCUCAUCUACAAAACAAGCCACCUGCUUCACGUUCCCUCAAUUAGUAGACUUCUUUAAACAAGAACAUUCACUACAAAUGGGAGGGUU